Molecule: messenger RNA, 690 nt
Organism: Penicillium angulare
Lineage: Eukaryota; Fungi; Ascomycota; Eurotiomycetes; Eurotiales; Aspergillaceae
Exons: 2
Coding region: 1-690 (229 amino acids)
Source: RefSeq, a predicted model, not a curated record
AUGUUGGAAAACCUGCAUGAGCAGCUUUGGCUUGAGUCGUUUGAACUCCGUGAUAAUAGUGACUCACGCUACAAAAACAGAUACAUCGAGGGACUCCCAGUGCUCUAUAGCUCAAAUAAAUUCCGACUCUCCAAGCAAAGAGACUUAUGCAGCACGCUUCCCGCUCAAAUUCCCAUUCUGGGCCUUUCUUCCAUCCGCCGUCUAACGUUCUGGUGGCCCCUUGAACCCUCUAUCCAACCACAUGUUUCUAGAAAGAACGGCAAAGACUACGAUACAGUCUGGGGUGUUUUAAGCCAGAAAUACACUUCGUUAACACAUAUUUGCAUAUUCAUUGAUUGUGUGAGUUUGGCGAAGUUCCAACUGCCAGAGUUAUUUGGGGAGGGAGAGGAGGCCAAAGAGAAGUAUAUUCAGGAUAAAUGGCUGGAUGGUAUGGAGAAGAUGAUUGAGGGAAAGAAGUCUCUGGAGGUUUUUGAGCUGCAUCUUGAUAGUGCUGUGUAUCGGGUGUUGAGAUCGAGGGUUAAGUAUUGGUUGAAGGAGAUGACACAUCAGCGGAGGGUUAAGAAUAAGAACAAAGAUAUUCGUUAUGAGACGUUUAAGUGUGGAGAUAGCACUAUUACAUGGCAGGGAUGUCCGGAUGGGAAAUAUGAUCGGCCGUAUAGGGGGGGUGGGAGCUCAGAUAUCUCGAUUUGA